Messenger RNA from Solea senegalensis (Senegalese sole), 1055 nucleotides. RefSeq names its product homeobox protein Hox-A13a. The coding region runs from base 76 to 984 and encodes 302 amino acids. Lineage: Eukaryota; Metazoa; Chordata; Actinopteri; Pleuronectiformes; Soleidae. The transcript has 2 exons. Gene Ontology annotation, molecular function: RNA polymerase II cis-regulatory region sequence-specific DNA binding; DNA-binding transcription factor activity, RNA polymerase II-specific. Gene Ontology annotation, biological process: regulation of transcription by RNA polymerase II. The record is from RefSeq and is a predicted model, not a curated record.
GAACCAGUAUCUCCUUUUUUCAGUCUCUGGGCUUUUUAAAAAAGAGCCAGAAGCUUCAAUGUUGGAUGCCGUGCUAUGACAACGUCACUGCUGCUCCGUCCGCGCUGGGUCGACCCGUCGGUGAUGUUCCUCUACGACAACGGCGGAGGUUCCGAUGAACUGAGCAAGAACAUGGAGGGUUUCGCUGGUGGCAACUUUGCUGCGAACCAGUGCAGGAAUCUGAUGGCGCACCCCGCGUCCCUGGCACCGAGCACGGCGUACUCCUCCAGCGACGUGCCCACCUCCGCUAUGAGCGAGCCAGUCAAGCAGUGCAGCCCCUGCUCUGCAGCUCAGAAUUCAUCCAGCGCGUCUCUCCCUUAUGGCUACUUCGGUAGCAGUUAUUAUCCGUGCAGAAUGUCGCAUCACAACAGCAUAAAACCGUGCGGCGCGCAGCCUCCCUCUGCGUAUGGAGAGAAAUACAUGGACACAUCCGCCUCGGGGGACGACUUCGCUUCUCGGGCAAAGGAAUUCGCGUUUUAUCCGACAUAUUCUUCAGGCCCAUAUCAACCUGUGCCCAGUUACCUGGACGUCCCCGUCGUGCCAACGAUCAGUGCGCCAUCAGAAGCCAGACACGAGUCCCUGCUGCCUAUGGAGACUUACCAACCGUGGACUCUCGCCGCCAACGGCUGGAACGGCCAGGUUUACUGCGCCAAGGAGCAGCCACAGCCUGGACACAUGUGGAAGAGCUCCAUACCAGACACGGUGUCCCACGGUGGAGGAGACUCUGGUUCUUAUCGACGUGGAAGAAAGAAGCGCGUGCCAUACACCAAGGUGCAACUGAAGGAACUCGAGCGCGAGUACGGCGUCAAUAAAUUUAUCACGAAGGACAAAAGGAGGAGGAUAUCUGCGCAGACCAACCUGUCCGAGAGACAGGUCACGAUAUGGUUUCAGAACAGACGCGUAAAGGAGAAGAAAAUUGUACACAAAUUGAAAACUAUCAGCUAGUUCCUUUCGUUUAUUUUGAUUUUAUUCUCUUUUUUUCCUUUUUGUUUAUUACGGACAAUAUUUGUGGAAAC